This is a messenger RNA of Salpingoeca rosetta, 2547 nucleotides long. RefSeq lists its product as uncharacterized. Gene Ontology annotation, molecular function: phosphatidylinositol binding. The transcript is spliced from 19 exons. The coding region runs from base 1 to 2547 and encodes 848 amino acids. The record is from RefSeq and is a predicted model, not a curated record. NCBI's taxonomy places the organism in Eukaryota, Choanoflagellata, Craspedida, Salpingoecidae.
AUGGACUUGGUCUGGAACUCCAUUGAGCGGUCCCUGGGCAUGUCUGAAGGAGAGCACGCGUCCGGCGAGGUGUACGAGGAAGAGCGCGAUGCUCUUCUUCGCCGCGCCUCGGACGCCAUCAAGGCUGUGCAACGCGAAUAUGCAGGCAAAACGACCAUUGCAACCGACAAAGACAGCCAGGUGACGUGCCUGUGUGCCCAGUUGGAGGCGAUCCUGUGUCAUGGCCUCAAGACCAGCCGCAAGCGCAACGUGGAAUUCACGUAUUGGCCGUUUGUGCGCGCGUUCCUGCCGCAAUCGGAGGUGAAGGAGAUCGAGCUUCUGUCUAACAUCACCACCAACAGCGGUCGUGGGCGCGCGUGGUUGCGGUCCGCACUCAACGACCAGACCCUCAAGCCGUAUCUCGACAAGUUUGCUCAGCAGCCUGACGUCGCAAGGAACUUCUAUGAAGGGCACGCGUUUGUGCUGGACGAGGAAAAGCUGAACAUGCUUGCAAUGCUGCUGCAAGGUCUUGAGACGCACUUCAUGCUUGAGCUUGACACGGCGACGAUUGACGCCCCGCGCAUGACACCAAGCAGCACCGCCGCCAGCAAGCAGAAGAAGCACCAGCAGGAGCAGGCGCAGCUAGAUACCACGCCGGCCGCCCAGGAUCCGCCGUCGUUUUCGUCGUCCACAACAGCCGUCGCGCCAACCGUCGUCCUCAAGACCAAGAAGAAGAAGAAGAAGAAAAAGUCGAAAAAGGCCAAGGCAUCUGAGGACAGCAGUGCAGUGACGACCGCAACAGCAACGCCGGAGCCAGCGGCUACCGCGCCCCAACCACCCCAACAGGCCGACCCCACUACAUCGCAAGAGCCGAUUGCGCAACAUGACGACAUUUUUGCUGGACAGGAUGAGUUUCUGCCUGGCGACAACGAGCCCGUCCGCAAGUCAACGACGCCAGACCUCUCUGGUCUCUCCCUCGAGGAAAUCAUGAAGCAGCAGACAACGAGUAGUGUUGCUGCAGACACCCCAACACCAACAGCAGCAGCGACAACAGCGGCCGAAGACGGCAACCCUGGUGAUGGUGAUGCUUCGACGGCACAAGACAAUCACGGCACCAGACGCGAUGGCGACAGCACGGCCAUGGUUGGCUCACCUCCAUUCCAGACAGCAGCAACGACGACGACACACGACAACCACCAGCACGAGCAGCAUCAGUAUGGUGAGGGUGAUGGUGGUGAAGAGACGGCACAAGCACAAGACACUGGUGCUGACAGCAGCAACAACAACAAAGCGAACGAACUGCGACAGGAAGCCGGGGCCACCUCGCCACCAGGGUUGGGUGCGAAUGGGGGCGUGGCGCCAAACGCUGACGAAGUUGCGCAAUUGCGAGGAACCAUCGUCACUGUCAUGCAAGCAAAGGAGGAGCUUGAGGCGAGCAACGCGGCGCUGUUGCGGAAACUGGCGGAGAUGGAGGAGAAGAUGGACGAAUUGGAGCGCCAACGUGCCGAUGAACGGCUGGCCUUUGAGCUGAAGCAGCAGUUGAUUGAUGCAGAGUCACAGUCGUUCUCGUCCGCGCGCGGAUAUGACGACGACUACAACGGCGGCGGUGGCGGCGCUGUUGACGAGGAAGAUGCAGUCGACCACGACGACACACACGCACACGCCGGUGGGGAGCAGGGCCGUGGUCGUGAUGCAAGGAGGAGUCGGGAGGACCAAGCGGACGCCGGCGCCGGCGCCCGUGAUGAUGACGACGAUAAUGCCGAUGAUGAUAAUGACGAUGACGAGGAUGGCGACCUUGGAGGAUACGAGAGCAUCGAGCAGAUGCAGCUCAUGCACGAAAAGACCGUGCUGCAGUUGACGCAGAUGCACAGCGAGUUGCUGGAGUUCAACGAACACUUGCAGCAACAACUUCGCGAGCGGGAGAAGCAGGUUGUGCAGCUGGGUGGCCAGGUCCCAGAGCAGUCGCCACGGUUCAUUCCAAGCAGCGCACACCCGUCAUCGUCAUCGCUGGCAUUAUCAUCGUCAGCUACUGUUACGCAGAGCACCACCACGAUGACCACCACGACGGCAACGAGACCCACGCGUGCCCUCUCAGACAAGGAGAAGGAGCGUGUGCGCGUGCCUGCAGGCAUCGGCAUCCAGAUUCCCGGAUCGAAUGUCCAGAUUCACCUGUGGAUGCCCAGUGCGCGUGUGCGCGGGAAGGGAUCGAGCUCCUACUACGUCUACCAGAUUUGCGUGAAGGUGUGCAAUGAAAAGUGGAAUGUCUUCCGCCGCUACACCCAUUUCUACGAUUUGCACAGGCAAGUACAGCACAUCUUCCCCGAGGCGAAUCUGCGCCUUCCACAGAAGAAAUCGCUUGUGCGCAAAGGACCAAAGUUCAUUGAGCAGCGCCGCCUGGGCCUCGAGCAGUACAUGCGGGACGUUGUCAGCCUGUGCGUGACGCAGCCACGCUCCCCUCUGCUGAAGGAUCCGUCCAAGCGCUCUCUGUGCGAGGCGCUGCCGUUCCUCAAGGAGCGAAUGGGCAGGAAAUCAAACCGCAAUUCUGAGACAUCGUACUCGGGGCUGUGA